Messenger RNA from Ailuropoda melanoleuca (giant panda), 438 nucleotides. It is a transcript of the gene ATP5MK, whose product is annotated as ATP synthase membrane subunit k. The transcript has 4 exons. Lineage: Eukaryota; Metazoa; Chordata; Mammalia; Carnivora; Ursidae. Gene Ontology annotation, cellular component: proton-transporting ATP synthase complex. The coding region runs from base 155 to 331 and encodes 58 amino acids. The record is from RefSeq and is a predicted model, not a curated record.
ACUUCGAGCCGUAGCCAAUCGACGCUGAAGGCUGAAUCGCGAUGGCCCGUUGAGCGCGUGCGGGGGAGGCGGCUUCUUCCGGCCGGCUGCGGGCUGUCUGCGUAAGUUGAAGGACACAACCAGCGGAACUGGUGCGUUUUGCAAGAUUGAAAUCAUGGCAGGUCCAGAAACUGAUGCCCAAUUCCAGUUCACGGGUAUAAAAAAAUAUUUCAACUCUUAUACUCUCACAGGUAGAAUGAAUUGUGUACUGGCCACAUAUGGAGGCAUUGCUUUAAUGAUCUUAUACUUCAAGUUAAGGUCUAAAAAAACACCAGCUGUGAAAGCAACAUAAACGGAUUUUAACCUGUACCUCAUCUGUUAAGUUCCCAUGCCUGGAGAAGCUGAUGUCAACUCAUCAUGUGAUACUCAAUUUGUACAAUAAAUUAUGAACCUGGAAAA